Molecule: messenger RNA, 1404 nt
Organism: Nothoprocta perdicaria
Lineage: Eukaryota; Metazoa; Chordata; Aves; Tinamiformes; Tinamidae
Gene: PDE1B
Product: phosphodiesterase 1B
Exons: 10
Coding region: 1-1404 (467 amino acids)
Biological process (GO): signal transduction
Molecular function (GO): 3',5'-cyclic-nucleotide phosphodiesterase activity
Source: RefSeq, a predicted model, not a curated record
AUGGUGAAGCAGCUGGAGACGGGCGAGGUGAACCUGGAGGAGCUCAAGCGCAACCUGGAGUACACGGCGUCGCUGCUCGAGGCCGUCUACAUCGACGAGACCAGGUCCGAGGGCGGCAGUGGGGUCGUGGGGGGCCGUGGGGUGCCCGCUGUGAACCCCGCCGGUGCCCGCAGGCACCUGCUGGACACGGAGGACGAGCUGCAGGAGAUGCGCUCGGACGCGGUGCCCGCCGAGGUGCGCGACUGGCUGGCGGCCACCUUCACGCAGCAGGCGCGCGCCAAGGGCCGCCGCGCCGAGGAGAAGCCCAAGUUCCGCAGCAUCGUGCACGCCGUGCAGGCCGGCAUCUUCGUGGAGAGGAUGUUCCGCCGCACGUACACGGCCGUGGGGCCCAGCUACUCGGCCUCCGUCCUCAGCUGCCUGAAGCGGGUGCCCGCGUGCCGCCAGAGCCUCGACCUGUGGUGCUUCGACGUGUUCGCGCUCAACCGGGUGACGGAGGAGCACGCGCUGAAGACCGUCGUCCUGGAGCUCUUCACCCGCCACAACCUCAACAGCCGCUUCAAGGUGUGCGCGGGGGUUGUCACCGCGACGGCGGCUACAAUCCCGGGCGCGUUCCUGGCGGCGCUGCUGGACGCGCUGGAGAGCGGCUACGGCCGGUACCGCAACCCCUACCACAACCAGGCGCACGCGGCCGACGUGGCGCAGACCGUGCACUGCUUCCUGCUGCGCACCGGCAUGCUGCACUACCUGACGGAGAUCGAGGUCCUGGCCAUCGUCUUCGCCGCCGCCAUCCACGACUACGAGCACACGGGCACCACCAACAGCUUCCACAUCCAGACCAAGUCGGACUGCGCCAUCCUCUACAACGACCGCUCGGUGCUGGAGAACCACCACAUCAGCGCCGUGUUCCGCAUGAUGCAGGACGACGAGCUCAACAUCUUCGUGAACCUCACCAAGGACGAGUUCGCGGAGCUGCGCGCCCUGGUCAUCGAGAUGGUCCUGGCCACCGACAUGUCCUGCCACUUCCAGCAGGUGAAGGCCAUGAAGACGGCGCUGCAGCAGCUGGAGCGGAUCGACAAGUCCAAGGUGCUGUCCCUGCUGCUCCACGCCGCCGACAUCAGCCACCCCACCAAGCAGUGGGCCGUGCACAGCCGCUGGACCAAGGCCCUCAUGGAGGAGUUCUUCAGGCAGGGGGACAAGGAGGCCGAGCUGGGGCUGCCCUUCUCGCCCCUGUGUGACCGCACGUCCACGCUGGUGGCCCAGUCCCAGAUCGGCUUCAUCGACUUCAUCGUGGAGCCCACGUUCUCGGUGCUCACCGACGUGGCCGAGAAGAUGGUGCUGCCCCUCGUGGAGGACGGCGCCAAGGGCAACGCGGGCACCGGCCAGCCGGCCAGGUGGGACCCAUGA